AUGGAGGAAGUGUUUUCCUUUGGCAUGAAACUAGCUUCUUCACUUGCUGCUGUAGGUAUUUUCAGCUGGAUACUUUAUGUUUAUGGCAAUUUGUGGUAUAACUCUCAAAGGAUUAGAAGGAAGCUCCAAACGCAAGGUAUUAAAGGGCCUCCACCUUCUUCUUUUCUACAUGGGAAUCUACCUGAUAUGCAGAGAAUCAAAUCACAAGCUAGCUUAUCCAAACCAAAUUAUGAUCCGUUUCUAGCUCAUGAUUAUUCUGCUGCACUCUUCCCAUUUUUUCAACAGUGGAGAAAACAAUACGGUUUAGUGUACACUUACUCGAUAGGGAUGAAGCAACAUCUCUACGUAAACGAACCGGAUCUCGUGAAGGAAAUGAACCAAUGUAUGACUUUAGGUUUAGGUAAGCCUUCUUAUAUUACUAACAAACUUUCACCAAUGCUUGGUAAUGGCAUUUUGAGAGCCAAUGGUCAUAGUUGGGCACAGCAGAGAAAACUUGUUGCAGCUGAGUUUUUCAUGGACAAAGUUAAGGGUAUGGUGGGGCUUAUGAUAGAGUCAGCACAGCCAUUACUUCUAAAAUGGGAACAAAUUAUUGAGGAGCAAGGUGGUGGUGCCACAGCUGAAGUUAAAGUUGAUGCUGAUUUGAGAGGCUUUUCAGCUGAUGUUAUUUCAAGGGUUUGUUUUGGACAUUCUUAUUCUAAGGGAAAAGAAGUUUUCUUAAAGCUUAGAAGCAUCCAAAAGAUCAUGUCGAACCAUGGCUUCCUUUUUGGACAGAGCGGUUUCCUGGAGAAACUGAAAUUUCGGACGAAGAAGGAAGAUGAGAUAAGCAGUUUGGAGAAAGAGAUAGAGUCACUGAUAUGGGAGUUAGUGGAGGAACGGAAGCGAGAAUCCUCGUCAGAGAAGGAUUUGAUGCAGUUACUGCUGGAAGCUGCAAUGAAUGAUCAAAGUUUAGGGAAGGAUUUCUCAAAGCAGUUCAUUGUGGAUAACUGCAAAAACAUAUACUUUGCUGGUCAUGAAACUACUGCUGUUGCAGCUUCUUGGUGUUUGAUGCUUCUUGCUUUAUACCCCGAAUGGCAAACUCGUAUAAGAACCGAGGUGGCUCAACAUUGCCCCAAUGGCAUACCAGAUGCAGAUUCUCUCCCUCUUUUGAAAACGGUGACAAUGGUGAUUCAAGAAGUGCUAAGAUUAUAUCCACCAGCAGCCUUUGUAUCCAGGGAAGCAUAUGAAGAUAUCCAAAUUGGAAACCUAAAUGUUCCAAAAGGUGUUUGUUUGUGGACACUGAUUCCAACUUUGCACAGAGAUCCUGAAAUUUGGGGACCAGAUUCAAAUGAGUUUAAACCAGAAAGGUUCAGCGAGGGUGUUUCUAAGGCUACCAAGUUUCCACAAGCUUAUGUGCCAUUUGGAAUCGGCACUAGAUUGUGUGUGGGGAAGAACUUUGCAAUGGUUGAACUAAAGGUUGUGCUAGCCCUUAUUGUCUCCAAGUUCAGCUUCUCUUUGUCUCCUAGUUAUAAGCAUUCUCCUGCUUACAAUAUGAUUGUUGAGCCAGGACAUGGUGUGUAUAUUCUCAUUCAGAAGAACUGA
Messenger RNA from Lathyrus sativus (Indian pea), 1578 nucleotides. The record is from the annotation of a GenBank genome assembly. NCBI's taxonomy places the organism in Eukaryota, Viridiplantae, Streptophyta, Magnoliopsida, Fabales, Fabaceae.